Suillus discolor is the source of this 519-nucleotide messenger RNA. RefSeq lists its product as uncharacterized. Lineage: Eukaryota; Fungi; Basidiomycota; Agaricomycetes; Boletales; Suillaceae. The coding region runs from base 1 to 519 and encodes 172 amino acids. The transcript has a single exon. The record is from RefSeq and is a predicted model, not a curated record.
AUGGCUACCGGGAAGUCGCGUCCAAUGCCCUUGGGGACCGGCAAUACGAGCACUCGUGCUCCUACUCCCACAAAUAGAAUCAGAGCGUCCCAUCGAAACACAGUAUCUCUACUGUUAACGAGGGAUGAAAUUAUGCAGCAAGAGUACGAUGUCAAGAAUAAUGAAAGCAGCAUCACUUUUCUAGAGAAGUCCCCCUUCCGUCAUCCAGGCGAGCCAAUGUCAAACGAAAGCCUUAUACUCACAAUCCUUCACAUCACCCAAUACACAGGAAUCCCUCGCACAGCCAUAGAAGGACUUAGAGCCGUCGCAAUACUCUUAGAAGACAACCUCACGAACAGCCCAUCACAAACGCCAUCAUCAACCACCAAGCAACUAGCCGACUCCCUUACGACAUCACUCUCGGCUCAAAUCGUAGCUGACCUCUCGUCUAGUGAUGUUCCGGCCCGGCUUCAAGCCCCGGGCCAGCCAAAGCCGGGCCAGAUUGAGCCAGGCCAAGCCCAGGCCCAGGUGACGGCCUGA